Molecule: messenger RNA, 2844 nt
Organism: Stegastes partitus (bicolor damselfish)
Lineage: Eukaryota; Metazoa; Chordata; Actinopteri; Pomacentridae
Gene: hnrpkl
Product: heterogeneous nuclear ribonucleoprotein K, like
Exons: 16
Coding region: 119-1411 (430 amino acids)
Molecular function (GO): RNA binding
Source: RefSeq, a predicted model, not a curated record
GUGUUGGCAACGUGUGAACGUUUCAGGGCGAGGCGACCGUGGAGGACCGCAGUGAACGGUGUUUUACUGCAGAUCCAGGGAGAGGAACCUGUUUGCUUUCCACAGCAGGUGCAAGACAAUGGAGAUGAAAGUCGAACAGCAGGACGAAGACAUCACAUUCAGCAACACAGACACUAAUGGUAAACGCCCAGCAGAGGACAUGGAUGAAGAGCAAGCCUUUAAACGUUCACGCAACACAGAUGAGAUGGUGGAGCUGCGAGUGCUGCUGCAGAGCAAAAAUGCUGGUGCUGUUAUUGGGAAGGGUGGCAAGAACAUAAAAGCCCUACGCACAGACUACAAUGCCAGUGUAUCAGUCCCAGACAGCAGUGGCCCAGAGCGGAUCCUGAGCGUGAAUGCCAGCAUCGACACCAUCGGAGAGAUUCUGCUGAAAAUCAUACCGACUCUAGAGGAGUACCAGCAUUACAGUGGGAUUGAUUUUGACUGUGAGCUUCGCCUGCUGAUCCAUCAGAGUUUGGCCGGGGGCAUCAUCGGGGUGAAAGGUGCCAAGAUAAAGGAGCUGAGAGAGAACACCCAGACAACCAUCAAGUUGUUCCAGGAGUGCUGUCCACACUCCACUGACAGAGUCGUCUUGGUGGGAGGAAAGCCAGAGCGCGUCAUUGAAUGUAUAAAAGUUAUCCUGGAGCUGGUGUCAGAGGCACCAAUCAAAGGUCGCGCCCAGCCUUAUGACCCAAACUUCUACGAUGAGACGUACGACUACGGCGGUUUCACCAUGCUCUUCGAGGACAGGGGCAGGCGACCCAUCGGUGGCUUCCCCAUCCGUGUGCGUGGGGGUUUCGAGCGCAUGCCCCCCGUUCGUGGCAACCGACCGAUGCCUCCCUCCAGAAGGGACUAUGAUGACAUGAGCCCCCGUCGGGGUCCUCCGCCCCCGCUGAGCCGAGGAGGACGAGGGGGAAGCCGAGCACGUAACCUGCCUCUUCCCCCUCCACCGCCGCCAAGAGGAGGGGGAGACCGGUUUUCACAUGGCAGCUAUCAUGGCAGCAUGGAUGACAGACCAAGUGACAGAAGAGGCCGAGGAGACCGCUACGACAGCAUGAGUGGAGGCGGAUAUGACAACAAUUCUUCCUGGGAGCACUUUCAGUCUGGUGGAAGAGGGUCGUACAGUGAUAUCGGAGGCCCGGUCAUCACAACGCAAGUCACCAUCCCAAAAGACCUAGCUGGCUCCAUCAUCGGUAAGGGCGGCCAGAGGAUCAAGCAGAUCCGCCACGAGUCCGGGGCAUCCAUCAAGAUUGAUGAACCACUAGAGGGCUCUGAGGACCGAAUCAUCACCAUCACAGGGACACAGGACCAGAUCCAGAACGCCCAGUACUUGCUGCAGAACAGCGUGAGGCAGUACUCCGGCCGGUUCUUCUAGGAAGAAGGAGGCAAAGAAGAAGAAGAAGAAGACGAGUGAAGCCAUGCUGCCAUACUGUUUGCUCCCUCUAUUCAGAGCCUACAUUCCUCUGCUUUGGGUAGACGUGCCCCUUCCCUUCACUAUAACGCACCACACCACCUGUCAAUACAGUGCAAUUUUUAUUUAGAGGAGUUCUGAUAAUCUUAAGCUGUCAAACAGCAAACAAAGAGUCAACAACAUGUUCCUGUGCUGGUGUAAUUAUUUUUUUUUGGCGAUUCUUGUGCCGUCACUGGAGUAAACCCACAUGUGUGUGAUGACUUUCGGUGUUGUGAGCCGCCCCUGGCCCUUUUUCUUUUUUUUUCCUCCUUUAUUUCAGUACAGCAUGCAGAAUGUAAUCUUUUUGUUAGAAACAUAAUGUGAGUUUUAGGUUGCUUCUUUUUUUUUUUUUUUCUUUUUGUAAAUUUCAAGCACACUAUACAAAUGAAGUUGCAUGGUCUUGGAAUGGUUAAAGAGCCAUUUAAAUACACUUUAAUUUGUACACAACCUCCAAAACCCCCUUUUUCACUGUUAAAUGAAGUGCUUUUUUGUAAGAUGGGCUUUAACGGGGUAGUUUGGGAAAUACGGUUAUUCAGUCUUUGAGUGGAGAAGGUCGAGAUGGUUCAACAGAGAUACGGCUUAGAAUAAGGCUAAGGGCUUGGAAAUGUGAGUUAGCUCGGUCAGUCUGUACUUCCGUGAAACUACCUACUCACAUUAGACUAAUCUAAUAGUACAAUUAAAACUAUGGAGUAAUCUAAAGCAUCUUUGUGGCGCUGACCUCAGUCUCGACGGUAAAUAUGAAGCUUCCAGUCAGUGUAGAGUUCCUGAGAAAGGGUGGUGGUUACAUAAUCCACCUAUCUAAGUCAGUCUCCUUCAGUUAUCUCCACCAGGAAAGUGAGUAAACGUAUUUCCCAAAAAGUCUAACUUUGCUUUAAGUUGGGAUUAAUGUGCCAGUGUGGUAUAGCAAAAAGAACAUUUUUAGAAUUUUUGUCUUUCGUUGAAAGACGAGGAGUUGUAUAAAGUGUGUGUAUAUAUAUAAACUGUAUAUUUACAUAAAAAAAACAGUCAUAUCAUGAGUGGUUCGAUUGGCCCAGACUGCUUAAUAAUUUCAUGGAAGAAUAUGGGGCCAAAAGAUGGGUUUGGUAUUCUUUUGUUCUCUUUCCACAGAUUUAUUUUCUACCACUCACAAGGAUGGACUCGCCGUAAUGCAACCUUAACAUCUGAUCCGUCGGAUGCAUUUACGCGUGCAUUAUUUUUGACCCUUCAUAAGCCUUUUUAAAGUUUUUUGAAACGAUCUCUGAAGACGCAGUUUGAUGUGAAGAGCUUUGUGAGUCCAUGAGUGGUGAUUUCUGUAUCUCUGUGUCUGAUAUCUGUAGUAAAUGCAGGUGUUUAGUAAAUAAAGUCUGUGUCACAGUUCA